Molecule: messenger RNA, 354 nt
Organism: Nicotiana tabacum (common tobacco)
Lineage: Eukaryota; Viridiplantae; Streptophyta; Magnoliopsida; Solanales; Solanaceae
Source: RefSeq, a predicted model, not a curated record
AUGAAAGGAUAUGCUAUUGCGCUCAUAGCAUGUGGCUGUGUAGCAGCUGUUGUUUUGGUUUUGUAUUGCGGUGGCCGAAAGAAAAAGAGCCACCCGAUCUCUGGCGGUGCUCCUCCUUUACAAGAGAAACGUGAUGUUGAGAAGGGUGAAAUUAUUACACCCAAGAAAAACACGACUGCUUUUGCCAGUAGUGCUUUAUAUCCUUACACUGGUGCCCCUGUAGAUGCGGGUAUUCGUUGUGGUGGUGGAUGGGGGAUUAGCAGCAGCAGUUGGGGUGGAGGUGGUGGAGGUGGUGGCUGUGGUGGCAGUGGCGGUGGUGGUGGAUGUGGCGGUGGCGGUGGUGGUGGAUGUUGA